AUGGGACAAAGAGGAUGCGGACGGACAUGGGCGAAAGGACGGAGGGUUGUGUGCUUGAUCGCUGUGCUUUUGUGCAGUGUGACCUCAGCGCAACUGAGAUAUUCAGUUUCUGAGGAAGUAAAAGAAGGAACUGUGGUUGGAAAUAUAGCAAAAGAUCUGGGAUUAGAGAAAAGCACAUUAAAAGGCAGGAAGUACCGGAUUGUUACCAGUGCUACAGAUCGUCUUUUUUAUGUGAAUCAAAACGAUGGGAACCUGUACGUGAGCCGAAACAUCGACAGGGAAGAGGUUUGCGAGGGGAGCAGUACUUGUAUAAUAAAUCUGAAAACGGUGCUAGAAAACCCACUAGAAGUCCAUUAUGUUGCUGUAGAAGUGUUGGAUUUAAACGACCAUUCUCCCACUUUCCCUGAGAAAGAAACAACAUUAGAAAUUUUCGAGUCUGUGCUACCGGGGGUGCGGGUUCCGCUGCAACCUGCACGAGAUCCAGACAGCGGCCCAUUCUCUCUUCAGCUGUAUAAACUUAGCUCUAAUGACCACUUUCGUUUAGAAGUUAAAGAUUCGGGAGACGACGGGAAAAUACCCGUAAUGAUUGUUCAAAAACCUUUAGACAGAGAGACAGCAGGAAGUCACUCGCUUAUACUGACGGCCGUGGAUGGAGGUAAACCUCCAAAAUCGGGUAAUAUGAAUAUUCUGGUAAAUGUCUUAGAUGUAAAUGAUAAUGGUCCCGUCUUUUCAAAAGAUUUUUACUCAGUGAUGCUUGAUGAAAAUGCUCCGAUAGAUACCACAGUUAUUCAGGUAAAUGCAACAGAUUUAGACGAUGGGCCUAACGGAGAUGUAGUUUAUUCGUUUAGCAAUAGUGUGAAUCGUAAAUUCUUUAAAUUUUUUGAAAUUAAUCCAACAACAGGUGAGAUAAUCGUAAAAGGUUUACUAGAUUAUGAGGAAAAGGACAGAUAUGAAAUUGAAAUUCAAGCAUCAGACAAGGGUCUGCCUCCAAUGGCUGCACAAAAAAACGUCAUUAUUAAGAUAAGUGACCUGAAUGAUAAUGCACCUAAGAUUGAAGUUACCUCAUUUUCCAGCUCCAUCCCUGAAGAUUCCAGACCAGGAACUACAGUAGCUCUUAUCAGUGUAAAUGAUUUGGACUCUGGUGUCAAUGGAAAAGUUAUCUGCAGUGUAAAUGAUGAUGUCCCUUUCAUUUUAUCACCAUCUUUACAGGACAAAAUGUAUUCAUUAGUAACCAAAUCCCCUCUGGACAGAGAGAAAGAGUCACAAUAUAUGAUAAUAGUAGUUGCAAAAGAUGCUGGCCAACCAUCACUAUCGUCUGAAAACACAAUAAGUGUUGUGGUCUCAGAUGUGAAUGACAACAGCCCAGAGUUUUCACUGAGCCCAUAUACUUUCUAUGUUACUGAGGGUAAUGAUCCAGGCAAUUCAGUAUUUUCUGUUAAAGCCUCUGAUCAUGAUGAGAAUGAGAAUGCGCGUAUUUCUUAUAGUAUUGUCAGAGCUGUAAGUGAAGAUAAUAAAGUGACUUCAUUUCUAAACAUAAACUCUGAAAAUGGGGAGAUUUUUGCGCUUAAAAGUUUUGAUUUUGAAACGCUGAAAACUUUCCAGUUCCAAGUUGUUGCCUCAGAUUCUGGAACUCCGUCACUCAGCAGCAACGUCACAGUCAAAGUGUUCAUUCUGGAUCAGAACGACAACGCUCCAGUCAUCCUCUAUCCACUCAGCUCCAACGGUUCUGCUGAAGGUGUGGAGGAGAUUCCUCGCAAUGCCAACGCAGGACACUUGGUGACUAAAGUCAGAGCCUAUGACGCUGAUAUCGGAUAUAACGGCUGGUUGCUCUUUUCACUGCAGCAAAUUACUGACCACAGUCUCUUUGGUUUGGACCGCUAUACAGGACAGAUCAGAACACUUCGCUCAUUCACAGAGACAGACGAGGCUGAGCAUAAACUGGUCAUACUGGUCAAAGACAAUGGCAACGUUUCUCUCUCAGCAACAGCUACUGUGAUUGUCAAACUUGUGGAGCCCAAAGAGGCUUUUGCAGCUUCUGAUGUUAAAAGUACAGCAAAAGAUGAUGAGGACAAUAAUGUAACCCUUUACCUCAUGAUAACUUUGGGCUCAGUUUCUGUGCUUUUUCUGGUCAGUAUUAUCGUGCUGAUUGCAAUGCAGUGCUCCAAAUCCAAAGACUAUACUUCUAAAUAUCUGCCAGAGACAAAUUAUGAUGGGACACUAUGUCACAGCAUCCAGUACAGAUCAGGAGAGAAGCGGUACAUGCUAGUUGGACCCAGAAUGAGCAUAGGAUCUACUAUAGUUCCGGGUAGUCAUGCAAAUACACUUGUGCUUCCUGAUCGGAGACGUACAUCUGAAGAGGUAAGAAAGACAACUUUAUUUAAAAGGUAG
Archocentrus centrarchus (flier cichlid) is the source of this 2388-nucleotide messenger RNA. RefSeq names its product protocadherin alpha-8-like. Gene Ontology annotation, molecular function: calcium ion binding. Bases 1 to 2388 code for a protein of 795 amino acids. The record is from RefSeq and is a predicted model, not a curated record. Gene Ontology annotation, cellular component: plasma membrane. Lineage: Eukaryota; Metazoa; Chordata; Actinopteri; Cichliformes; Cichlidae. The transcript has a single exon. Gene Ontology annotation, biological process: homophilic cell-cell adhesion.